This is a messenger RNA of Dujonia railenensis, 816 nucleotides long. NCBI's taxonomy places the organism in Eukaryota, Fungi, Ascomycota, Pichiomycetes, Serinales, Debaryomycetaceae. The record is from the annotation of a GenBank genome assembly.
AUGUACCCAAAUCCGUUAAAGGCAAUAUCAAGGAAGUUAACCGAUGAUAUUGUUAUCACUUCAGUACCAUUCACCAGGCUGAAUUUGUUCAACUUUGGUGGGAGAAUGGCAUUGCUCAAGUUUGGCGAUGAUAUUAUAGUAUGGUCGGCUAUCCCACAUUCUGUGGAAGUGGAAAAGGCAAUUGCCUUAUUUUCCUCACCAACCGCUUCUGUAACACAUCUUAUUAUUCCAGAUCAAGAGCACACAUUAGCCGCAGUCUCAUUUAAGGAAAAGUAUCCAAAUUUGAAAAUAAUUGGUCCUGAGACUGUGGACUUGGGCCCUAAAACUCCAAUCGACUAUAAGCUUACCGAGAGCUUAGCUAAUAAAAUUCUUGAUAAGACAAAUUUACUGGAAGAUUUGGGCGUAGAUUCCAGCUCAGCAUUGAAUAAUUUACAAUUUGUCUACUUCCCAAGCCACGCCAAUAAGGAAUUGGUUGUAUAUGAUACAAAAUCAAAGAUAUUAUUUGAAGGUGAUUUACUUUUCAAUUUGGGUGCGCAUGAACCUUCUGAACAAUACAGCCCUGCCACUGGAUAUGCAAAGGAUUUCAAUCCUCACGGAGGGCUCUCUUUUUUGACGCGCUACAUGCAGCCUUACAGUAAGGUAGGAGGUGCCCUUAUGAGAAAGGUUCUGUCGGCAGGCACUCCUCAAGCUAAGAGAGGUUUACAAGCCAUUUACAGUUGGGAUUUUGAACAGGUUGUUCCAUGCCACGGUAACGUUAUCAGCAAGAAUGCGAAAGAAGCAUUUGCCAAUGUUUUCAAAUCUUCUCUCGAGAAAUAG